CCCCCUUCCUAUGCCCCUGCAAUGAGUUAAACAUUAGGGUACAUGCAUAAUAUACUUGAUUCUAGUUUUCAAACUGUAAUGCUAAAUUAUUUGUUAUACUUUGCUCCAAUUACCAUCAUAUUAAUUUCUGUUUAUUAAUUACUGUAAUAGGGCAGUAUUACAUUUGUCGGGGAAGCAAUUCCCAUAUACGGAUACCCAAGGAAGCAUUAUACAUUAAUGCAUAAAUGCUGAAACUUGCUUCCUUAUCCAUUGCAUGUGCUACAUUAAAUUCUGGAAUAUUAGAACAUGUAGUUAAUUGGAAAAGGGAAAUAAAUGGUUGGCGUUUCCACAGAUCUCCAUGUUUAAAAUAUUCUUGAAGGUGAUCCCCUGAAGAGAAAAUGUGCUCGCUGAAUUAUCCUUCUAGACAGUUUGCUUCUAAGGAUCUAUUCAGACUUCUGCUUUUUUAUUUUUAUGGAAAGGCAUUAUAAGAGAAAAAAUGGCCUAAUCUUUUUAUCUCUGUCUUCCCCUCUUUUCCCUGGUGAAAAAUGUAAUAUCUGAAUUGGUCCUUUGAGGCAAACAGUGUGGUUAUUUGUCUCUUCUGCGGUGCUUUUUUCUGUAUCCUAAGGCGUAAGCUCAAAGUAAUUCAAUUCCCCACAUUACUUACCAAUGUUGGGUCCAACUUAAUGUAUGCAUAUAUGAUAAACAAUUGCUACCUUUGGAUUUAUUAUUACCACUUUGAUUAAAAUGUAUCCUUAUUUGACUGCAGUCAUAAACAUACGUGCUGGGCAGUAAAUUCAACUUAAAUCACUCCAACUUUCAAGAAGGAUUGUUUGUCAUUAGGAAAUAGUUGUAUUUAUUAUUCUAAUGAAAGUGUUAGCAUUGUAGACUUUCAUUCUAAAAAUUCUUCAGGGUCCAACUUUCCUCUGCUUCAUACUUUGCAUUAUUGAUGCAAAUUUAUGUGGAUCCUUUUCCAAAAUGUUUAUUGUGUCAUAAACACUACUUGCAGAAUUGAUAAGAUGUUUUUUAUAUUAAACAAAGCUGAAAUAUUAUAUUCUAGCUCAUUAUUAAAUCAUUUUAACAGUGCAAUUCUUGUACAUUAUGUUCAAUGUGACAUGGUCCCAGGUUAGUUCAUAUAGGACUAAAAAUAGAAGUUUGUCAAAUUUAAUGUGGCCUACCCAACUCAUUUCUUACUUGAAAAGUAACACUCCUUUUAAAAAGCUUCCAGAACAGUUUUAAAAUAGGACAUUUAGAAGGAUGUACUUAUAUAUUUAGGGUUGGGCGGUUUGUUUGUUUUUUGUUAUCUUGUAUAAAUCAACUUUUACCUUUGCAAGAAUCACAAUGAUCCAUAGUGUAUUGCUUGUACAUUACUCAAUAUUUCUUAGUUGUCUCUGCUUAGCAAUGCUAAAACUUAAACUUCAGAGGCAAAUAGUUAACUUACAGAGGCGUUCAGUGGAUUUAUUACACAUUUCUUCCUAUCUAGUGAGCCUCUGCACUGAAUUAGGUUGCCUGGACUGGCUAGAGGUAGAGAGAAAUCUGGAAGGCACUUUGCUAGCAAUUACACAGCCCCUUUGCAAUUCUUCUUAAUUAUUUCAAUUCAAGUAGGUUGCAUUUAAAAGUGCUGCUGUAUUUUGACCCUGAGGGCUUGUGUGGGAGGAAUUAAGGGUGUGAGCAUUUUGAGUAGGUGAACUUCUAAAGAGCUCAACGUGUAAACAGGUGUUGUGUGAAAAUAAGUAAUAAUGUCUGUGUCUGAGGGGAUUGACUUCAAUUUCUUGUUUCAUCAUGCCAACUUUCUAUUGUUUAGGAAUUCUGCUCUUUUAACUUACUGAAUUUUUGUCCUUGUUUUGUUCUUAUUGGUAUGCUCUUGGGGUUUGCUCUCCAUUUCUUCUUCUGUGCAAUAUGGGAGAGAGGCUGCCUUUUCUUCUCCCUCUUUCCAGAAUAAGGGCAUCUGAAUGCAUGAAUAGGCUGUCCAUACAGGCAUGAGAGCUUAUAUCUAUAACAAGAGUUCUGUUAUUGGCUCUCAGGCAGAGCAUUCAGGGAUGCGCACGUACUACUUUAGUGCAGAUACUCAAGAAGAUAUGAAUGGUUGGAUCCGUGCUAUGAAUCAAGCUGCUCUUAUGCAAACACGUUCAUCACCAAAGAGAGAAACAGGAAAUCCAGAUCAGCAAGCUGUUCCUCAAGCUAAUCAUGUGGAUGCCUGCAAACAAUGUGGAAAGUUAGAUUCUGCUGAUGCAAAAGGAUGUUAUAGAAAAUCUCCUGAAACCUCUGCAUAUGAUAAGCAUGAAGAGAUGAGAAAAGCAAUAGAAGAUGAGCAUUAUGCUGUCAGGAAGAACAUGGUGGAAUCAAAAAGGGAGAAAUCUAAACAUCCAUUGAUAUCGGAAGUUGGCACAUUGAAUACAGAGUCAAGUCUGUCUCGGUCCCAGAGAGCUCAGCCUGUUGAGAAGAAUGGAACACUUUCCAAUUCGUUAAAUACAAGUCCUGGCCUAGUGGAGCAGAAUGGUAUCGGUUUAUAUAAACAAGGAUUUGUUUCCAGACCAGCUCAAAAAAAGCAGACACAGAGGAAAAACAAUAUGGCUCACAUAGAGCAUUGGGUAAAAGUCCAAAAAGGAGACCCCAAAAGUCUUGCAUCUGAUCAGUCCCUUAUUCGCCAAGUGCCCAGUCAUUCCAUAUCUUUUCCUGAGAAUUAUCAUACCUUGCCAAAGAAUACCAGGCAGCCUUCAGGAAGUUCACCGCCCUCAAAUCGCAAUCUGCCAAGUGACUACAAGUAUGCUCAAGACCGGGUUAGCCACUUGAAGAUGUCCCAUGAUGAGAGACGAGCUAACAAAGAUGGUACUGUGUGGCAGCUGUAUGAGUGGCAACAGAGACAGCAGUUUAAACAUGGCAGUCCCACAGCACCUAUUUAUAUUGGUUCUCCAGACUUUACAGACCGUAGUAAGGGAAGAAGUUCAUUAGAUGUUCCACGUUCAGUUUCUGUUCCCCCAUCUCCUUCUGAUAUACCACCACCUGGGCCCCCUAAAAUUUUUCCACCUCGAAGACCACACACCCCUGCAGAAAGGGUUACUGUCAAACCAUCUGAUGAGAGACCAAUGAUAGAUGUUCCUUUUGCUGGAUCACCCAUGAAGAUUCGAAGUCAAACUAUAAAAAACUCAGCACACGUAGAUAGGCGUUCCAUGCCUACAAUGGGAUAUAUGACCCAUACUGUAAGUGCUCCAAGUUUGCAUGGGAAAUCGCCUGAAGAGCUAACAUUGCUUCUCAUUCGAUUAAGGAGACAUCAGGCUAAGUUGGCUAGUAUACGAAAUUACACAAUCGCCCAAUUACUACAGCACUUGCCAACUAAUUCCUCUUACCAGGCUGAUGAUACCUACAUCCAGCUGAAGAAAGAUCUUGAAUAUUUGGAUUUGAAGAUAAAAAAUAAUGGACCUCUGAUCAACAUGGUUUACAAAGUUCUAAAGAGCUCAGCACAAGGGUUACUAUCCAGUAUAAAUGUAACAGGGCGUGAUACAAUAAAAGAACGAAAUGCGAAACCCAUCAGGAUUGGAGAAAGUGAUAUUGAUGUGAAACUAAGUGUUCUGUGUGAACAAGACAGGAUUCUACAAGACCUAGAAGACAAAAUAAGAGCCCUGAAGGAAAAUAAAGAUCAGUUGGAAUCUGUCCUGGAAGUGCUGCAUAGGCAGAUGGAACAAUACAAAGACCAACCACAGCACACAGAAAAGAUUUCAUACCAGCAGAAACUUUUGCAGGAGGAUCUCGUACAUAUUCGGGCAGAAAUAUCCAAAGUAUCUACAGAAAUGGAAAAUGCCUGGAAUGAAUAUCUGAAACUGGAAAAAGAUGUACACCAGCUGAAGCAAGCCUUACAGGAACAAAUGAACAGAUCGUUUUUUUCUCAGGAGAAAGCCCAAAUGCAAAAAGAUUUAUGGAGAAUAGAAGAUGUUACGGCUGGCCUAAGUGCAAACAAAUCCAACUAUAAAGUCAUCAUAGAGUCUAUAAAGAAUCCAGAGAGAAAAACAGUGCCUUCGUUUUCAAAACCUCUAGUGCCUUCAUUAUCAUCUACUCUCAUGUCAGGGGACAGCAAACUUUCUACUCAGCAAAGUUCACCAUCUAGUCCUGUCAAGCCCUCUUUAGAAGUCAGACUUCUUCCGCAGCCUUAUACGCAACCUAGAAUGUUCUCGCCAUCCCAGCAAAUGAAAAAAGUUGAGCCUCCAGUUCAGUCACCUGUAAAAUUAACGCCAAAUGUUGAAGACGAAGCGCCACCAAGACCUCCUCUUCCACAGUUGUACAGCCCUGAUGACCACCCACCAGCCGUCCCACCUCUUCCCAGGGAAGCCACUGUCAUCAGGCACACCUCAGUGCGGGGCCUGAAACGCCAGUCAGAUGAAAGGAAACGAGACCGUGAACUAGGGCAGUAUGUCAACGGAGAUUACAGGGUAGAACUCCGCUCAUAUGUGAGUGAACCUGAACUGGAAACAAUAGGCAGUGAUCUGAGCCAACCUUCUGCUGGUUUUCUAGGUACUGACAGUAGAUACCAAACAUUACCUAGCAGAGGAUUAUCUGGCUCAACUUCCAGACUGCAUCAGUCAUCAACAGCUUCAUCAUAUGCAACAUUUCGAAGAGAUGGUUCCAAGGAUAGACCGAAGAGUGCCUUGGAACGUUUAUACUCCGGAGAUCACCAAAGAGGCAAGAUGAGUGCCGAGGAACAACUAGAAAGAAUGAAACGACAUCAAAAGGCAUUAGUUCGUGAACGCAAGAGAACUCUUGGUCAAGGAGAAAGACAGUCUGUCUCGUCACGAUCAUUCGUCCGGCCUGUUUCUGCAGACGUAGGCUCAUGGAAGCGGGAACAAGAAUUUGACUUGCAGCUACUGGAAAGAGCUGUGCGCCCAGAACACAAAGAGGAAAAUAACUGGCUAAGAGUUGAACCUGUGUUGGUGACAGAAGCAGACCUAGAACCUCAAGAUUAUAAUUUGGAUAUUAGCAGAGAGUUGUCAAAACCUGAAAAGGUUGCAAUUCCAGAGCGAUACGUUGAGCUGGAACCUGAAGAACCCCUUACUCCAGAAGAAUUAGCAGCAAGGCACCGUAACACAGAAAAAAUAAAGAAUAUUCUUACAAGGUCAAGAGGUUUUUUAAACUAUUCUUUAACCCCUAAGUCUGAAGAGUUGCUGAGGAGAGAUGGCCUCCUUUUCCUGGCACAGUUUCCAGUUCUGGGCUUCUCCCUGCAGCUUACACUGCAGCAAAAUAGGCUAAUGAAUACUGCUAUUGAACUGCUCAUCUCCCUCACCUUCCUGCAUGUACAGCCUGGAAGCAAGGCAAGGCUCAACUGCUAUGAUCCACCCUGGGCAUUGCUUGGCAAUGCCCCAUUGCCCCAUGAUGUUCUGAAGCAUCUCACAACAGCCAUGAAAUGGCCUCCAGUAGCAUCCAGAACCCAAAGAUGCCAAGAGAACAAUGCAAGAACUGUGAAUUAUAAACUGAAAGGGUUCCCUGGAGCGUCUCCUGUGUUUAAAAUUUAAGUGUAGCCAGAGGUAGUGGCUCCCACAGACUGGUUUUUUUCCUAGGAAGCUAAUGUCUCUCACUUGGUGAAAGCUAGAGAAACCAGCUGAAACUUCAUUGCAGUACAUGAGGUGCAGGGUUGGAAUGGGACAGCAAAGAUUAAUUACUACACUGAGACUCAAUUUUUCAGGCAAAACAAAAUAAAAAAUAACAGCUCUAUUCUCCUCCUCUAGAGGAAGCAACUCUCCAGCUCUACUUUCUGCUGAGCAGAAGAACUUUCGGUUUCAGGUCUUUGAAAAUAUAUCUGUACAUUGAU
Molecule: messenger RNA, 5773 nt
Organism: Podarcis raffonei (Aeolian wall lizard)
Lineage: Eukaryota; Metazoa; Chordata; Lepidosauria; Squamata; Lacertidae
Gene: PLEKHA7
Product: pleckstrin homology domain containing A7
Exons: 21
Coding region: 1956-5477 (1173 amino acids)
Biological process (GO): cell-cell adhesion mediated by cadherin; epithelial cell-cell adhesion; pore complex assembly
Cellular component (GO): zonula adherens; pore complex
Molecular function (GO): protein binding
Source: RefSeq, a predicted model, not a curated record